UGCAGAGGCAUUAGUUCGACCGUACGUAGAUGUAUUGAAAAGGAAACUGGCAAAGAGUUUGCCGCCAAAAUUAUUGAUUUGGGUGCGGGCACCGAAACCGGCGAUACCAAUCCCUAUCAUAUGCUAGAAGCAACAAGACAAGAAAUCUCAAUACUACGACAAGUUAUGGGACAUCCAUAUAUAAUUGACCUACAAGAUGUUUUUGAAUCUGAUGCUUUUGUUUUUUUGGUCUUUGAAUUAUGUCCAAAGGGUGAACUAUUCGAUUAUUUAACUUCGGUAGUAACAUUGUCGGAGAAAAAGACACGCACUAUAAUGAGACAAAUAUUUGAGGGUGUUGAGUAUAUACACUCGAAAAAUAUUGUACAUAGAGACUUAAAACCUGAAAAUAUUUUAUUAGAUGAAAAUCAUAAUGUUAAAAUUACGGAUUUUGGUUUUGCGAGGCAGCUAAAAGAAGGCGAAAAAUUAACGGAUCUUUGUGGCACUCCCGGCUAUUUAGCUCCUGAAACCUUAAAAUGUAAUAUGUUUGAGGGUAGUCCUGGUUAUGGCCAGGAGGUGGAUAUCUGGGCCUGUGGUGUUAUUAUGUUUACUUUACUAGUAGGUUGUCCUCCAUUUUGGCACCGCAAACAAAUGGUUAUGUUGCGUAAUAUUAUGGAGGGCAAAUAUAGUUUUACAUCACCAGAAUGGGCUGAUAUAUCGGAGGAUCCCAAAGACCUUAUACGUAAAUGUCUAGUCGUUGAUCCUUCUCAGAGAAUAACUGUACAGGAAGUAUUACAUCAUCCAUUCUUCAAUCAAAUGUUGUUCGAGCAAAAUAUUGACGGUCUAAAACGCAGUCUUUCCACCAAGUCUAGGAGAAUGAGUCGCAUCACUGAAAUAGCACUGCAACAAUACUGUGGACAAACGGCACCUAAUUCCUCAAUAUUCCUAACACCGGCUGGUCCGGCUCAAAGUAAUAAUCAUCAACAACAACAACAACAACAACCAAAUAACUCCUUAAUGUCUUCUAAUCAAAGCAUGUUUUGUGCUACACAAGUACCUUCAAACUCUACAUCUAUACAAAAUGGCAAUUUUAUGGAUUAUAAUAAUGUCUCAGCAGCAGGCGUUAGUACACCGGGUUAUUAUAAUAUGGCUACUACUCCUCAACAAAAUCAACAACAUCAUCAUAAUCAUCAUCAAUUAUCCUCCACGUCUCAAUUGUCUAAUAAUUGUUCUGUUGCAAUAACAUCAUCUGAAUUUAAAUAUCCCCAGGCAGGUUUUUUUUCUUUUCUUUUUUUUACUUUCUAUUAUUAUUUAAAAAAAUAUCAUUUUCUGGCCGGUUUUUUUUUCUAAAACAAUUUAGCCUUA
Molecule: messenger RNA, 1341 nt
Organism: Lucilia cuprina (Australian sheep blowfly)
Lineage: Eukaryota; Metazoa; Arthropoda; Insecta; Diptera; Calliphoridae
Product: phosphorylase b kinase gamma catalytic chain, skeletal muscle/heart isoform
Exons: 7
Coding region: 121-1326 (401 amino acids)
Biological process (GO): protein phosphorylation; glycogen biosynthetic process
Cellular component (GO): phosphorylase kinase complex
Molecular function (GO): ATP binding; phosphorylase kinase activity; calmodulin binding
Source: RefSeq, a predicted model, not a curated record